This is a messenger RNA of Eupeodes corollae, 533 nucleotides long. Its product is annotated as probable E3 ubiquitin-protein ligase IRF2BPL. The record is from RefSeq and is a predicted model, not a curated record. The transcript has a single exon. The coding region runs from base 99 to 533 and encodes 144 amino acids. NCBI's taxonomy places the organism in Eukaryota, Metazoa, Arthropoda, Insecta, Diptera, Syrphidae.
AAUAAAAAAAAAUACACAAACAAAAAAACAAUCAAAUCAAAAAAAAAACAAAAAAACCAAAACCAAAAACUUGUGUUGUAGGCUCUAAGGCGUGGCAUAUGCGCCUAACAUUUGAGCGGCUAUCUGGCGGCUGCAAUUUACAUCGUUGCAAAUUAUGCGGCAAGGUUGUCACACACAUACGGAACCAUUAUCAUGUGCAUUUUCCGGGACGGUUUGAAUGUCCACUCUGCCGUGCAACAUACACGCGCAGCGACAACCUCCGGACGCAUUGCAAAUUCAAACAUCCAAUGUACAAUCCUGACACAAGAAAAUUCGAUAAUAUGCUAUCUGCCCAGUCACCAACGGCCACACAAAUUGCCGCCGCUUCCCAAGCAGCAAUGGCUGCAGCAGCGGCAGCAGCAGCUGCAAAUGCUUUUAAUGCAGCCGCAGUCCAGCAACAUCAACAACAACAGCAACAACACCAACAUCAACAGCAGCAACAUCUUAUGCAGCAACAACUUCAACAACAUCACAGCAAUUCAACAACCGAAUGA